AUGGUAAUUCACAUAGAGAAAGCCCUAUUUUCUUUACUCUUCAUUCUUUCAUAUUUGUAUGGAGGGUUGGCCAUUGGCAUGGGGACCCAAGAUGGAUCAGAGAAGUGGGGUUAUAUUCCAGUUAGGCCCAAAGCUCAAAUGUUCUGGUGGUACUAUAGAAGUCCUUUUCGAACUCAAGAUCCAAACAACCUAUGGCCAAUAAUACUUUGGUUACAGGGUGGACCGGGUUCUUCAGGAGUCGGGUUUGGAAAUUUUAAAGAAAUAGGACCAUUGGACACAUUUUUAAAUCCUCGAAACUCGACGUGGUUAAAGAAGGCAGAUCUUUUGUUUGUGGAUAAUCCAGUUGGGGUUGGGUAUAGUUUUGUGGAGGAUGAAACAUUAUAUGUGAGAAAUGAUGAAGAAGCUGCAAGAGAUUUGACCACAUUGUUGAUAGCAAUAUUUAAUGAAGAUGAGAGCCUUCAAAAAAGCCCUCUUUAUAUUAUGGGAGAGUCCUAUGGAGGUAAAUAUGGUGUUACCCUUGCCCUCUAUGCUCUCAAGGCCAUUCAAGCCAAACAAUUGAACCUCAUUCUUGGAGGAAUUGUGUUGGGAGAUACUUGGAUCUCGCCGGAAGACUAUGUGGCAUCAUGGGGUCCUCUUCUUAAAGAUAUCUCAAGGCUUGACAACAAUGGCUUGAAGAAAUAUAACAGCUUAGUCGAUGAAAUUAAGGAGCAAGUAGCUUAUGGUCGUUUUGAAGAUGCAAUUCAUAUAUUAAACAGCUUAGAAACGGGACUCCAGACAGAUACUAAUAAUGUGAAUUUCUAUAAUUUCCUGUUGGACGACGAUUCGGCUUCAUCUACGACAACUACGCAGUCCCAAGAAGCCCCUUCUGGUGAUCUUGAAAGCUUGAUGAAUGGUGCCAUUAGAAGCAAGCUACAAAUUAUUCCAGAUAAUGUGAAGUGGAAAAUGCAGUCUCCUCCUGUUUUUAAGAAUAUGCGAGGUGAUUUUAUGAGACCAAGGAUUAAUGAGGUUGAUGAGCUCUUGAAGAAAGGUGUUGAUGUGACCAUAUAUAAUGGGCAACUUGAUGUUAUAUGUGCAACCAAGGGAACCGAAGCAUGGGUUGAGAAGCUCAAGUGGGAAGGCCUAGAGGCAUUUCUUAGUAUAGACAGGACCCCGAUAUAUUGUGGAGACGAAAAGGUUACAAAAGGGUUUACAAAAUCUUAUAAAAAUCUACACUUCUAUUGGAUCCUUGGAGCUGGUCACAUGGUCCCUGAAGACCAACCCUGUGUAGCAUUCAAUAUGGUGGGUAACAUCACUAAUUCCUCAGGACCAGCCACCUUUUAACUAGAAGAACUUUUUCCUCAAACAUAUAUACAAUGCAGCAGAAAUAUAUCAUAUAAAUAAUUAGAGAACAAAACCGAAGCCAGCUUUUGUUACAUUAUUAUUGAUAUU
Molecule: messenger RNA, 1428 nt
Organism: Helianthus annuus (common sunflower)
Lineage: Eukaryota; Viridiplantae; Streptophyta; Magnoliopsida; Asterales; Asteraceae
Product: serine carboxypeptidase-like 51
Exons: 13
Coding region: 1-1320 (439 amino acids)
Biological process (GO): proteolysis
Molecular function (GO): serine-type carboxypeptidase activity
Source: RefSeq, a predicted model, not a curated record